ACAUGCGCAGAGGCGGAGCCCAGAGAAACUACAUUUCCCACCACACCUGGGGCUUUGCAGGGAGCUCCCCCCCCGCGGGUUUCAGGCUCCGGCAGCCCAGCUGGGAGGGGCCCAGAGCCGGGGGGGGCCGGGAGAACAAAGGAGGACGGACCGUGUGUGCGAUCAGCUCCCGCCCGUGGAAAUGCCCCGCUGCAGCCCGCGGCUGUGAGCAGAAGGGUCUGUGCCGGGGGGGGGGACCGUCCUUAACCCCCCCGCCCGGGCCCCGCUCCCGCUGGAGCCGCCCUGGGGCCGCCCCGGGCUCCGCCCGCCCCGCUGCGGCGCUGCAGCCUCCAGGCAGGCUGCAGAAUAAUGUCCCCGUUUCACUCCAGAUCAUCCCAUCCUCCCAGGGGGAAGGAAAUGGCUGCAAUGGAGCUGGCUCAGGGGCCGGUGACUUUCGAGGAGGUGGCUGUGUAUUUCACCAAGGGGGAGUGGGCUCUGCUGGACCCCACUCAGAGAGCCCUCUACAGGGACGUCAUGCAGGAGAACUAUGAGACGGUGGCCUUGCUGGGGUUUCCAGUUUCCAAACCUGAUGUGAUCUCGCAGCUGGAACGAGGGGAAGAGCCGUGGGUCCCAGACCUCCGGGGCUCUGAGAAAGAAGUGCUCCCGAGAGCUGCCUGCACAGGUGAUGGGAUGGUGACUGAGAAUGAGGAGGAGACACCCCAGCAGGAAGAUGCUGAGCAAGUAGAACCCCAUGGAACGUUAUCAGGAAGAUCCAAAGGGAAUGUUUCUGGGAGUUGUGCAUUUCCAGAAAAAUCAAAAGCCUGUGAGACUCAGCAGAGGCCAGAGGAAAACUUGAGUAGCCACUCAGACCUUAUUACACGUGAGAGAAUCAACUUGGAAGAGACACGCUACACAUGCCAUGAGAGUGGGAAAAGCUUUCAUGUCAGCUCGGACCUAUUCACACAUCAGAGAAUGCACAGAGAAGAGAGACCUUACAUGUGCUCUGAGUGCGGGAAAAGCUUUAGUCAGAGCUCCGCCCUUAUCACACAUUGGAGAAUCCACACGGGAGAGACGCCCUACACCUGCUCGGAGUGCGGGAAAAGCUUCAAUCAGAGCUCACACCUUAUCACACACAGGAGAAUUCACACGGGAGAGACACCCUACAGAUGCUUGGAGUGCGGGAAAAGCUUCAGUCAGAGCUCUGCCCUGAUCACACAUCAGAGAAUCCACACGGGAGAGAUGCCCUACACCUGUUCUGAGUGCGGGAAAAGCUUCAAUCGUAGCUCAGCCCUUAUUAGACAUCGGAGAAUCCAUACGGGAGAGACGCCCUACUCCUGCUCUGAGUGUGGGAAGAGCUUUGGUCAUAGCUCAGCCCUUAUCACACAUCAGAGAACCCACACUGGAGAGAUGCCUUACACAUGCUCUGAGUGUGGGAAAAGCUUCAGUCAGAGUGCAAACCUUAUUAGGCAUCGACGAAUCCACACGGGGGAGACUCCGUACACGUGCCCGGAGUGUGGAAAAAGCUUCAAUCAGCGCUCAGCCCUUACCACACAUCAGCGAAUCCACACGGGAGAGAUGCCCUACACGUGCCCUGAGUGCGGGAAACACUUCAGUUAUAGCUCAGCCCUCAUCACACAUCAGCGAAUCCACACGGGCGAGACGCCCUACACGUGCCCUGAGUGCGGGAAGAGCUUCAAUCGGAGCUCAAACCUGAUCACGCAUCAGAGAAUCCACACCGGCAUGUCAUCCUACACCUGCUCUGAGUGCGGGAGAAGCUUCAGCCACAGCUCAGCCCUUAUCAGACACCGGAGAAUCCACACCGGCGAGACGCCCUACACGUGCUCGGAGUGCGGCAAAAGCUUCAAUCAGAGCUCAAACCUGAUCACACACUGGCGAAUCCACACUGGAGAGACGCCUUAUACGUGCUCGGAGUGUGGGAAAAGCUUCAGUCACAGCUCAGCCCUGAUCACACAUCAGCGAAUCCACACGGGAGAGACGCCCUACACAUGCGCGGAGUGCGGGAAAAGCUUCAGUCAGGGCUCAGGACUUACUAGACAUCAGAAAAGCCACAUGACACAGUACUAUAACAAAUGCCUCGACUAGGGCUGGCCAAAGGUUGUUUUUUUUUAAUAUCCCAUUUGCUAGUUCCCACAUAGUGAUCUGUGCACCGUCUUCACCGUGGUCUCGCAGCUCUCCCAGAUGAGUCGCCUGCUUCUGCCUUGUGCAGCUCACCCUUCUUUGGGGUCAGUCCUGUGAUUCUUUUCUAUCAGCUCCUUUCCUUUUGAGUCGUAGGAGUGUUUCUCUCUCCUGCCAAGAAUGUCCAUCAGCCCCAGGAGAUGGGGGCAGGGGGAAGGUUUGAUCCGAACAAGCUACACUGAGGCAAAAUCUACCUGUGCCUUACAUCCACUAGGGCUGUACAUGGCUUUGGCUCCUCACGUGAGAGAUCUUGGUGUGAAAAGACAAUUCUAGUGGUAGAGCAGAGGCAGCCCAGGUGCAGUGGUUGUCAUUAGCUUUCCCCUUGACCUGACCUAAACUCCAUCACUUUUCCUAGUCUAAACAAACCCUGAGCAUCAUGGUUAUACUGUUCCCCCAUUUCAAAGCAAUUGUUAGUCAUUUAUUUCUCCCUUUGGGGGCAAAUUGUCUCCUUCCCAGUUGCUCUGAUGUUGCUUCGGGUUGCCUUGGAGAGCAGAUAUCUUUUCUACCAUUUUCCUCGUUUGAAAUAUAUUGAACUAUAACAAAGAGCAGGAACAGAGCUAGGGGAAAAUGUCAUUUACCCUCUGAAUCAGAGGGAUUUCCUGCUUCCCCCUCACCAUCACUAUGCUCCCUCAGCCCAGUAGCUUUAGCUUCUGUGUCAACCACAAUAGAGUUUAUCCUCCCCAUACGCUAUCUCCCCACCUCCCAUGCCAUAUGAUGCAGUGUUCCCUGCGCUCUGUGCUAGGAACCACACUUUGAGUCUCAAUCAGUCUUCUUGGGGCUGGGGACUCAAGUGUCACAGAGCUGGAAGGGAAAUCUGAGUGGAUCCCGAAUACAGGGUAUUCAUUCUAUCCCUGUUUCUAUCUAUUUGCAAAGCUGCUUCUGAACUUUUCCCUGCUCAUCUGGGAGUUUUGUUUACAGACGGGAAGGUUGGCUGUUUUUUCCCUGUUAGGGUGAUGUGAAAUGUCUUGUAAAUAACAUGACUUAAUAAUAAUAAUAAUAAGGUGAUGUUGCAUGAAGAAGAUUUGAAUACAUCGGAGGAAAAUGCAGUGCAAGAUUCUGUUCUUAUUUUGAGUCAUCAGAUGUAACCUGCUCUGGAAUGUGAUUUUAUAUGAAACUGAAAGUGUCUUAAUUACUCCUGGAGGAAUUCUGCACCACUGUACACGUGCAGACAGAAUUCCCACAGGCAUAUCUUACGCUCCUCAGUGUUGCAGGUUUCUCUCUCUUUCCUGAAUGCCAUUUGGUUACGUAAUUGCAUAUUCAUUCUAUUUGGAAGCCUGUCACUCAGAUUUGCUUGGGACUUUGAGACAAGAGAACAUUUACUAAAACAGUCAUUUCUUCUUAUGUUUUUUUCUUUCCCUCACCCCUCCAGGGUGCCCUGGGGGAAGCUCAAGUGCAGUUAGGUCAUCAGGAGUGAAUACUGCACUCUGUUGGACAUGCUACCAAGGAGACAGUAGCACUUCUAAUUUCCAUUCUGAAAUGGUGAAAACCAGCAAAUCACAAAUUGUGGAAGUAACUGCAUGCAAUCACACUGCUGUUCAGUUGGUUAAGUCAAUAUUUUUUCUAAAGGGCUGGGAAGAGGAUUCCCUAGUAAGUGACUUGUAACUAAGCAAAACACCCAGGCAUUUGGCUCCCAAAGCAGUGGUGGCCCAGGCCCUGCAAGAGGCUGCUCCUGAAGAUCUCUCCUUCUUAAUCAGGUGAAUUUUGCCUAUUAUUUUGGAAAUGCAAUCCGUGUCUAGGUAGAAAGAGAUAAAAUGGAUGAUAUUUCAGUUGAGCUCACCAUGGGAUAUACGGCAAAUGUAUAGAAAAUCAAAUCCAUGUUGAAUGUGAUGGAGCUGCAGAAAGGUACCUAUUUUUAAUAGAUACCUGACAUUUGGUGUCUUACAGGGAUUCUGAGCCACACCUGUAUCUGUUCCCUAACUUAAAUGCGUGCCAUCAGAUUAAAGAAAGCAAUGGGCAUAUUUGCGGGAGUUAUACCUCACUAUUUCAACUUUACAUGCAGUGCUGAUCCCAGUGAGCACAGUUUUGAAGUCAAAACAGGAAUAUGUCAGGGGUGUGUCAUGUCUGCAAUCCUCUUCAACAUUGCCAUCGACUGGGUAAUGUGAUGUACAACAGAAGACAUGCCAAAAGGCAUUAACCUUCUCAUCCCUUGAAGACCUGGACUUCGCAGAUCAUCUUGCUCGUCUAUCACAUACCCAACACUGUAGACAGGAAAAAACAAUUUGGCUCAAUGCAUUCAGCCAGGAAAUUGGACUGAAAAUCAACCACAAUAAGAUGGAUAUCAUGACCUUUAAUAUUGCCUCACCAUCACCAGUACGGAUAGAGGAUCAUGUUCUCACCAAUGUAGAAACAUUCACAUACUUGGGCAGCACCAUCAGGCAGGACCGUGGCGCAAGCCAGGACAUCCGGAACAAAAUCACGAAAGCCAGGAACACAUUCAGGAGCUUAAAUACAGUCUGGAAAUUAUCAAAAUACAACACCAAAACCAAACUCCAUAUCUAUCAGAGCUGUGUACUUUCAACCUUACUUUAUAGUGCAGAAUGCAGGGGAAUGAGAAAGUAUGACAUGUCCAAACUGUCUUCAUUCCAAACAACCUGGCUCAGAAAAAUCCUCCAUAUCUUUAGUCCUUGAACAAUCUCAAAUCAAGAUCUAUUGACACAGUGCAGCCAAGAGGAUCUGAGCACCAUCAUUCCCAGGAGGCGUUGGAGAUUGGCCAUGUGCUUUGGAAGGAAACUGAUUCCAUCACCAGAAUAGCAAUAAGAUGGACACCUGAUGCAAGCAAGAGUGAGGCUGCCCAAAAACAACAUAGCAAAGAGCUGUGGAAGUUGAGCUGAAAAACCUGAGGCACAGCUGGGGAACUAUUGAAAGACUUGCCAGAAACAGAGAGGAGUGGAGGAGCUUCCUUCUGAGCAAUUCCGUGCCUAUGGGUCCCAAUCUGGCUGCCUUGUUGGACAAGAAGCACUUCCAUGCUGGGCAAAUGAUGGUAGCCAAUGAGGGAAUGUAUCAGAUUCCAAGGUCAGACUUUGCAGGAUAUAUGAAUGCUAAGUCCAGAAUCUGUGGUUUGGUCUCUUAGUUUUGCUAUUAAGUCUAAUGCAAUUAUAUCAUUUCUCCUCCUGCUGCUACUUUGAAAGAUUAGAAAGUGUGAAAAUAGAGCACAGGUGGUUUUUCCUCAUGAUGCAGCCUUCCCAUGUAGUGUGAGACCCCCUUCCACCCAAACUUAUGGGAGAAGAUCCAGGGAGAAAUGAACUCUCAGAAAUGGAAGGCUCCUAGCUUAUGGUAGAAUGUGACUUCACACAGAGCUGACUGGGUGGAAAUGGGAAUUAAGAGAAAACUGCCCUAUCUGUUUAUAUUUUGUAAUCUUUGAAUAAGUUGUUACCAGCAACAAUGAAAUUAAACAUGAAGUUAAUUAGUAUAAAGUAAGAGGCUGAUUAUGUGAUAACCUGAAUUAUAUUGUAACAGUCAAAGUUUCCUUCUUGUUCUCUCCCUUCCCCCUCCUACUACAUAGGAAACGGUGGCUAAUCCUGAAAUUAAAAUCUCGCUCCAAAGGAAUUAGAGUGGGGGAAUAUGUGAGAGAAAUAGCAUGUACGAGAAUAGAGACCCAGUAUAGACUGUAAUUAUUUAUUUUUCAAAUGGAAUUUAUUUUGAUAAGCUUUAAAAUAAAUCUUCUGUUGAGAG
Molecule: messenger RNA, 5847 nt
Organism: Chelonia mydas (Green sea turtle)
Lineage: Eukaryota; Metazoa; Chordata; Testudines; Cheloniidae
Product: gastrula zinc finger protein XlCGF57.1
Exons: 5
Coding region: 349-2082 (577 amino acids)
Biological process (GO): negative regulation of transcription by RNA polymerase II
Molecular function (GO): DNA-binding transcription repressor activity, RNA polymerase II-specific; RNA polymerase II cis-regulatory region sequence-specific DNA binding
Source: RefSeq, a predicted model, not a curated record